This is a messenger RNA of Trichosporon asahii var. asahii CBS 2479, 1023 nucleotides long. RefSeq lists its product as uncharacterized. Gene Ontology annotation, cellular component: membrane; glycosylphosphatidylinositol-N-acetylglucosaminyltransferase (GPI-GnT) complex. Gene Ontology annotation, biological process: GPI anchor biosynthetic process. The record is from RefSeq and is a predicted model, not a curated record. NCBI's taxonomy places the organism in Eukaryota, Fungi, Basidiomycota, Tremellomycetes, Trichosporonales, Trichosporonaceae. The transcript has 6 exons. Bases 1 to 1023 code for a protein of 340 amino acids.
AUGGUUGAAUGUGGCUCGUCUGCGAAGGAGGAGCCAGGUGCGGGCCAAGUUGCAAACCACGUCCAGCCUCCGCCGGCCUCCACGAUUUCCUCAUCUGAACCUCCAGUCCCAGACGAGCCGCCGCAAUGGGAGCGUGUGUUGUGGCGUAGGCAGCCAUUUCCAGACAACUAUGUUCCACCUUCCUUUUUGGCCGAGCUGACAGCACGUCCUGCUCUUCCCGUAUCGCAGCACAUGGCCGUGAUUGCGCUCUUUCUCGCAGUCUACUACGGCAUGUUGGAGGGCACGCUGUCGCCUACCGGCGUGGGGUGGUCCUGCGCGAUGAUCGGUCUGGUCGCCUACGCCCUGUGGCGGAUAGGCUGGGAGACGAAGGGAAAAGACGAACACCCAUCCGGGCCUGACUCUGCUAUCCGACCGCUGCUCCUGCCACCGCUGCUGCUCUCGCUUCUCUCGCCUGUCCUCGGUACGCUGACAUCGGCCACUACAUCGGACACGAUCUGGCCAUUGGCAGGCAUGCUGUUCUUCGUACAUCUUCUGUUGUCGGACUUCUCGACGGGCCCUGAUGCGCGGAAACGCAGACGGCGGCGACGGAAGCGCGCCAACAGCGGCGUAAGCGGCAUGGUCGCUGUCGCCGAGGAGCAGAACACCCUGACCUCUGCGCUAAGUGCGAGCGUCGUGCUCGCAUCGCGACUGCCAUCGACAGCGCACGUGUUCAGCCUCGUCAUGCUCGCUGCUGGUCUGUUCGCCGGCUGGCCCACGCUCGCGAAGGGCGUCCGCGAGUCUGGAAAGCGGUUCUCAAUCGCGCUCACGUCCUCCAUGAUCUGGCUGGGAUGCUCGAUGUUGCCCAGCUUUGCGACGAUCGUGACUUUCCUCGCUAUCCUGGCCGUGGUGAACCUUGGUGGGCCGCUCAUGCUCUGGUACGCCUGGCGGUGGAAGCGCCAGCUGGGAGGAGACUGGGACGUGGCAGUUAUGAAUAGAUUAAUCUCUGACUGGUGUCCUGAGAAAGACAGUGUGGGCACUAUCUAG